AUGUCAAUCUUCUCGCCGGAACUGCGAUUAAACACAAGCACCAUUAGUGGCGCAAAAAUGGAGGAUAAUAUUAAAGACCUCAGCCGACCUCAGAUGUAUUUAUUUGGUUGCUCGCUGAAAGCAGAGAGGAAAGAGCACAAAGUUGAGGUGGAUGAUGAUGAUGAGGCUGAACAUCAGCUGUCACUCAAAGCGGUGUGUUUGGGUGCAGAGGCGGAGGACAAAUUCCACACGGUAGAGAUGGAGGGAUUGACUUACGAUGGCAAAACGACCAAAAUCACCCUUGCUGUAUUGAAACCAUCUGUUCUGCCUUCUCUUAGUCUGGGAGGGUUCGAGGUCACGCCUCCUGUGUCUUUUCGCCUGCAGUCAGGAGGGGGGCCGGUCCACAUUAGUGGUCAGCAUUUCGUCAGUGUGAAGGAAUCAGAUGAUGAGGAUGAGGAAGAGGAGAAUAACACAUCACCGGUAAAGAGACCAUCCAACGUUGCCCUCACAAAAGUGCCUCAGAAAAAGCUUAAAAUGGACUCGGAUGAAGACGAAGACAGUGAGGAGGAUGACGAAGAUGAGGAUGAAGACGAUGAAGAUGAAGAGGAUGAUGAGGAAGAAAAGAGAAUUGAAAAGAGUCCCGUAAAAGCCCCUCAAAAAGCCCCAGAGAAGAAAAAGAGUGCAGAUAAACAAAACGGCUCUCCAGACAAGAAAGCAGGAACAUCGGGGAAGCCUCAAUCCCAGGCACCACAGAAAGUAAAAGACAAGUCCGCAGCAGGACCUUUUGGGAAGGCUCCCAGCGCUUCCAACCUGAGUGAGGUCAAAAACAAACUGUCAUCAGCAGUUAAAGAGGGGAAGCCACUUCCAAAAACGGAACAGAAGUUUGAGAACUAUGCUAAAAGCUCUUUCAGGAUCUCCGAUAAACAAGUGAUCAAAGACCUUUGGAACUUUUUACAAUCACUGAAAAAGUAAUGGCUGCUCUGCGCUCCCCGUCCCGUCCCGGUGCAGCAGAAGUCUGGGGUGAGCCAGUUACUGCACUUAAACUGUGCGAUCUGGCCUCUUCCCCUCCCAAUGCGAUCUGCUUGCUCUUCUCUGCUCUCUUCUCUCAGUUAAGAGAUGGAUGGAGCAGAACGGGCCUCAGCAAUCGCAGAGAUACCACGGUUAAUGUUUUAUCUGUUUUGUUUUUUAUUUUUUAAAUAAUGAAAGCUGAUGAUUUUUUUCUUUGUUAAAAAGGCUCUCUUCAAAGAACAUUAUUGAAAUGUUUCAGUAAGGCUGAUAUCAUUUUAAAAAGCUACUUAGAGGAAUACUCCUGGUUCAAUACAAUACAAAAAAAAAAUAAAAA
Messenger RNA from Myxocyprinus asiaticus (Chinese sucker), 1321 nucleotides. RefSeq names its product nucleophosmin 1b (gene npm1b). Gene Ontology annotation, biological process: ribosomal large subunit export from nucleus; ribosomal small subunit biogenesis; positive regulation of transcription by RNA polymerase II. Gene Ontology annotation, cellular component: nucleoplasm; nucleolus; ribonucleoprotein complex. The record is from RefSeq and is a predicted model, not a curated record. NCBI's taxonomy places the organism in Eukaryota, Metazoa, Chordata, Actinopteri, Cypriniformes, Catostomidae. Gene Ontology annotation, molecular function: RNA binding; chromatin binding; histone binding.